CUCAAAAAACUUUGGCUUUUCUUUUACAGUUUAUUUUUGUAGAUCAGGUUUAAAGCAAUGAGCAGUAGUAAGAGAACGUUGGAUGCUGAUCUGCCUACACAAAAGAAAAGAAAAAGAAGUAUAAAGGCAGCCUUAACACACAACCUUAAGGAUAUACAAACGAAAAGGUUCGACUUCGUAGCCAACAUUUUCUCGAAAGAGUUGGUUUUGAAAGUAUUUAGUUAUCUUUCCCCGAGAGAUCUACGACAAUGCGCAGCUGUGAGCUAUCGAUGGUCGGUGAUGGCUAAUGACGAAAUGCUGUGGAAACCACUCUUUUACAAACGGUUCCAUACACCUCGAAUAAAAUAUCGAAUCCCUCAAACCGACCUUCUAAAGGACAAUUAUCAUCUCAACUCUCAACGUAGAGCCGAAACUGUCUCAAAAUAUAGAGGCAGUUGGAAGCUAAAAUAUAAAGUCCAUCGUAAUUGGUUGUUAGGCCAUUGUCAAAUAUCCGAUAUUAUUUUUCAAGCUGUAAAUCAGAACAAUUCAUCUCAUUUUCGUCAUGUACAGGUCUACAACAAUAUGCUCCUCACCAACCGCAAUAACAGUCCUACAGUAGAAGUGUGGAAAUACAUGGCACAUAUAAAUGGAUCUACAGCCACAUUAGUAUAUCAAUUCAAAGCAGAUGAUAUUAAGGACAAUACACGUAUCACCCAAUUCAAGCUGUUUACUCAGCAGGAAGUGAAGAAGAAAAUUUUGGUAGCUGGCUACUCAAAUGGAGGAUUCACUUUGUGGGAGAUAGCAAACAAGGGAGCUGGUUGUGAAGAUUUGUCAAAGGAAAACAUCAUAGAACUUUUUACUUAUGUAAAAUCAGUGUGUGGACGAACAAACAAUGAUGUGUCUGCUGUUUCUCUGGAAUACCCAAUUUUAACUGUGCAUGCAUAUGAUACUAUCUCCAUAUAUCAUAUAGAAUCUGCUACAGUCAAGUUGAUUCGCCAAUUUCGGUGUCCAUAUGAUUGGAAAUCAGUUGCACUGAAUGUUUUCCCUUGCAAGACAGUCUUUGGAAAUCGUCCGAACAAUCUGUGGAAGAUAGUGAUAUGCUUCGUAAUUGCAGCUGGCAAUAGUUAUCCUGCAACUGUAGGCAUUCAGGAGCUUCUCGUUUCCGAAAAUGAUAUAGUGUCUUCAAAACAGAGUCUUGAUGUUCAAAGCUAUCCUUUGUCAACAGACUUCGCUUAUUCACUAUUACCCACCAACAGAACUUCGUUUACUAUGGUCACUUCUAUAGCCUAUUCACCGCCUCAUUUAAUUACAGCAUAUGAUAAUAAUACUAUAGAAAAAUACAUGGUGACACCCACAUCACCUUCCUCUGAAAUCAGUAGGUUGCAUAUACACAAGCAGAAUAUACUUUAUGGACAUACAUACAAGGUUGAAGCAAUUGCAAUAGAUGCCCUAAGGCAGAAGCUCAUUAGUGCCGAUAGAUCUUGUAUCAAAAUAUGGAACCUUCACGAUAGUUUAUUGAAGCAGAGCGCUCUAGUACCAUCUGAUAUUCCUGUUACCAUCCCUAUCUUCGACAACCUAUCAGCAAUGAUGGAGUUACCCUUUUGUAAAGUCGAGAAACUGGAUUUCAACGAAGACAAAAUAGUGGCCAUUAUCGGCUCACCAUUAGAAGACACCUCAUCCAUACGAUUAUGGUCUUUUCACACUUGAAGCUCCAUGAAAUCGCUUCAUAAAUAAAUUAAAACAGCGGGAAGGCUAUAGCAUUGACAACCGUGACCGACAGUUAUUGUGCAUGGUAUUUUCAAUGCACAUUCUGCUCAAUACAGCUGGCUCUGCUAUUUUACAG
Messenger RNA from Mycotypha africana, 1822 nucleotides. RefSeq lists its product as uncharacterized. Gene Ontology annotation, molecular function: protein binding. The transcript has 4 exons. NCBI's taxonomy places the organism in Eukaryota, Fungi, Mucoromycota, Mucoromycetes, Mucorales, Mycotyphaceae. The record is from RefSeq and is a predicted model, not a curated record. Bases 58 to 1686 code for a protein of 542 amino acids.